GCUUUCUCUGAUGCCAGUGUGGUAAUCCGAGGGAAAACAAGACUUUUUGUUUCUACGUGGCAAACUUUUCUUUAGAAUCAUUUUGAUUCCUGCAUGGUUUUUUGUGCGAUAAUCCACGCUAAUAAAGAUAAUGGACAAACUGGAGUCCGUGAAGGCAAGACUCUGUAAGUGGCUUUCAAAGGACCCUGAUUUUAUCCUCACCAAGUGUGGGAAUAUUUUACUCAUGAACGAGUCUCUGGAGGUACAAAAGCGAAGCAAUGCAUUAGAAAAGAUGGAAGUGCUUUUGAGUACAAUAAUAAAAAAGGGAGACGAUACCUGUCAAACCUUCUUAGACAUCCUGGAGGAGAAUCAAGCGCACUACCAGCAACUGAAGCAGCUUUUCAACCCUGCACCUCAAAAGUCAGCUGCACCAACUGUGCACGCUGACAGUUGCAGUGUUGUUACCAUGAGAGAGAUAACAGAUGUAAAAUCAGAAACCCUCAACGUGGAGAUUAAAACGGAGAUGGAUCCACAGAGUUGGACAACUGGAGCUGCUGUUGGACCAGUUCCCCAAAGAGAUUACACUGCUCUUAAUGGCAGUGUAAUCUGUGCUGACAAAAUAUCUGGUGUCAAUUGUGAUGUUCUAAACUUUUCAGUGUCUGUGAAAUCAGUGAAUACAAAUAGACAAGACACUGCCACCCCAUCAGUAGACGAGACACUGCCAUCCCAUCAGGGCCCGGCUACCAAAAUGAUUAUUUCUAACAAGUUGAGACUCAUUGCCUGCCUGAGUGCGGAUCCAUCCUUCAUUUUGCAGAAUUUGCAACAAAAGAAAAUUCUCUCAAAUAGACAAUAUGGGAAUUUGAAAGAUCUCUCACAGCGAGAGGAAACCGUCAUAAAGCUCAUCGACCAAGUGAUUAGCAAUGGUGAAAAGUCCUGCUCUCUUUUUCUUGAAGUUCUCAAACAGCCUGAUAUUCUUGAGACUUAUCCGAAUCUCAACGAAAUCAAAUGGUGAUUAGCAGAAGUGGAAACAAUGUAUUAACAGUUAAGGUGAACAAGACAUGGGUGAUAUGAUGUUAUCUUGUCUUGUAUAUUUCGUUGUUAACUGUUAUUUUUUGUGAUGAAAAGUACAUAUUUGAAAUACAUCCUUUUCACAUAGUAAGGAUAACACCCAAUACUGUUUGCAUUUUAGGGGUUUUAGCUUACAAUUGGAAAAGGUUUUGGUAUUUGAAAUGUCCCCUAUUAUACUAUUUUUCAACAAUAUUGUAUAGAUCCUUAGAUAUAAUAAUAAUAAUAUUGGGAGGGAUGAAACCCUCUUUAAUGGUCACACAUGCAGAGCACACAGUGACAUUUGUUCUCUGCUUUUAACCCAUCCUAGUACCUGGAGUCUAGUACUAGGAGCAGUGGGCAGCUAUUGUAUUUGUAUAUAUACAAAACAUGUCUCUGAAGUGUUUUGUUCAAAAUCCCUAAGAGAUCAUGCAUUGUAGCAUGCCAUACACCCAUCAGAAUCAGCCAUUUAUUUUUGCUUUAGGAGGAGAUUCAUGUGAUAAGGUGGGCGGUUGUUACCAUGGUUGGUUAUUGGCCAGUGGAUGCACGACCCAAAAAACUAAUCAUGGCAUCAUAAAGUGGCCAAAAUCGGAUUGUAUUUAUGUAUAAUAUACAUGAAAAAGUGAAUACGGCAUAAUUGGUGACCCUUAAGGUAAAAUCACUAUUUGCAAUAGCUUCCUGAUGAGGAGCCAAUAGCUGUCAUUCACACUGGGGAUCCUGGGGAUAUUUAAAUGUGUGUGUAUAUUAAACCUGAUAAAAAAGCUUGCACCAAUAUCUGUCAUCUGUCAUUAGGAGAAAACAAAUUAAAAAGGAAAUGUAGAUACUGGAUAUUCCUGAAUAAAUUGACUAGUAAUAU
Molecule: messenger RNA, 1879 nt
Organism: Notothenia coriiceps (black rockcod)
Lineage: Eukaryota; Metazoa; Chordata; Actinopteri; Perciformes; Nototheniidae
Exons: 6
Coding region: 131-991 (286 amino acids)
Biological process (GO): regulation of apoptotic process
Source: RefSeq, a predicted model, not a curated record